Messenger RNA from Ochotona curzoniae (black-lipped pika), 751 nucleotides. RefSeq names its product epithelial membrane protein 2 (gene EMP2). Gene Ontology annotation, cellular component: plasma membrane. The coding region runs from base 57 to 560 and encodes 167 amino acids. The record is from RefSeq and is a predicted model, not a curated record. The transcript has 4 exons. NCBI's taxonomy places the organism in Eukaryota, Metazoa, Chordata, Mammalia, Lagomorpha, Ochotonidae.
GCACACCCCUCCCUGGGCUCUGUCGGUGACCCUUCGGCCCCCUGUGUCCCGCGAACAUGCUGGUGCUCCUGGUCUUCAUCAUCUUCUUCCACAUCGUCUCUGCAGCCUUGCUCUUCAUCUCCACCAUCGACAAUGCGUGGUGGGUAGGAGAGGAGUUUUUUGCAGACGUCUGGAGAAUUUGCAUCAACAACACAAACUGUACGGAAAUCGGGGACUCCUUUGAAGAGUUCUCCACGCUGCGGGCAGUGCAGGCCACCAUGAUCCUGUCCACCAUCCUCUGCUGCAUCUCCUUCCUCGUCUUCCUGCUGCAGCUCUUCCGCCUCAAGCAGGGCGAGAGAUUCGUCUUGACCUCCAUCAUCCAGCUCAUGUCAUGUCUGUGCGUCAUGAUCGCGGCGUCCAUCUACACAGACCGGCGCCAGGACGUGCACAACAGCAACCUGAACUACUACAGCCCGACCCUGGACGGCAGAUACGGCUACGCCUACAUCCUGGCCUGGGUGGCCUUCGCCUUCACCUUCCUCAGUGGCCUCAUGUACCUGAUCCUGAGGAAGCGCAAGUGAGAGGGGCUGCCCCGCGUGGCCGCCCGUCCGCACGCGGGUCACCGCUGUGUAUAUAAUCAUUUUAUUUUUUUGUUGUUGUUUUGUGGUUUUUCUAGCAAACAUAUUGUCUCCUUUAAAAGCCAAAACCAAACCAAAAAAAAAAAGAAUUUUUGCAUUCUUGAGGAUCAAAAAUUACAGACUGAAAGUUGACC